AGCCUCCCCAUGAGCGCCUCGGUGCCUCCCGGCAGCGCCGCGGGGGCGGUGCGGGCCGCGCCCGGCCGCGGCUCCCGCCAGUCGGGAGAAGGAGGAGAUGGUAGUGACGGUGGUGGCGGUAGCGGUGUCGCUGAUGCGCUGCGCCUUUUGUUUUCCCGUCAGGUGUUCUCCCCCUGGCUUCUCAUGCCCUAUUACCAGGAGGAUUUCUUCAGAGAGUACCUCAAGAUGAUGGCGAAUAUGGUCAUCCUGAACUUGCUCAUUUGUAUUUCGCUGGCUUUCUGGAUCGUGUCCAUGACUGCAAGUACGUACUACGGUACUUUACGACCCAUUUCUCCAUGGCGCUGGCUUUUUUCAGUCUUGGUUCCACUAAUUAUUGCUGCGCAGGGUUUUAAGAAGAAGAGUCUUGAUCACAGUGGUGCAUUGGGAGGAUUGGUGGUUGGAUUUAUCCUUACAGUCGCAAAUUACAGUUUCUUCUCUUCUUUGUUUGUAUUUUUUGUUACUUCUUCAAAACUUACUAAAUGGAAAAAAGAUAUAAAGAAGCAAAUAGAUUCAGAAUACAAAGAAGGUGGACAGAGGAAUUGGGUUCAAGUAUUCUGUAAUGGUGGUGUUCCUACUGAGCUGGCUCUCUUAUAUAUGAUAGAAAAUGGACCAGGUGAAAUUCCUAUUGACUUUUCAAAGGAAUACACAGCGUCAUGGAUGUGCUUAUCCCUUUUGGGAGCUUUGGCAUGCUCUGCUGGUGAUACAUGGGCUUCAGAGAUUGGUAGUGUUAUGAGUAAAAGUAAACCAAGAUUGAUAACAACCUGGGAACAGGUUCCAGUAGGUACUAACGGAGCAAUUACAUUAGUAGGCCUGCUCUCAAGUUUGCUUGGGGGCAUGUCAGUAGGUAUAGCCUACUUCAUAACACAACUCAUUUUUGUGACUGAUCUGGAAAUAUCUGCUCCACAAUGGCCCAUUAUUGUGUUUGGUGCAGCAGCUGGCCUACUGGGAUCAAUUGUUGAUUCAUAUUUGGGAGCUACAAUGCAAUACAGUGGUUUUGACCAGAACAUUGGAAUGGUUGUUAACCACCAAACAAAACACUCCAAGCACAUAUCUGGAAAACCUAUAUUAGACAACAACGCAGUAAAUCUUUUUUCUUCUGUAAUCAUUGCUUUGGUGCUUCCAGGCAUGGCAUGGUUUUUCUGGCCAAGGGGUUGAAAUGGUCUAAGGCUUUCUGCGUGUGAUUGAUACGUGUUCAGUCUUACUCAGAGACUCUAAGGGAUUCUACUUGAACUCUUUUGAAGAGAAGGAUCUGGAACUUUCAGAGAGCCAACUUACUCAUGUGGCAACCAGCAUCUCUCAGGACUUGGAAGGCACUUUGUCAGUAUGCUCUCGCUGCUCUUCAGACAGAUGUAGGUCAUUUCCAAGUGAGGUGAAGCAUUUGCUUCAUUUAUCCUCAUGGAGCUGAAGUUGGUGUCUGUGUUCUCCAGUCUUCAGCAUCUGGAAAGGCAAGAAGCUGGAAAUAGAAGGUGUGAUGGAGCAUUGUGGCUAUUUUCCAAACCAGACACAAAGUACACUGGAGCUUUAUUUAGGCAAUGGUAACAUGGUUGAAGUAGCUGAGUUCUGCUAUUUCCCAUAGUUUACAGUACUAAGAUCUUCUAGAAGUAUUUGGACAGGGAAGAGAGAAUUAAGCUUUGUUGUCUAUUCAGUAUCCUGAUAGUAUCUCCACUUCCCUGAGAAUAGAAUUCAUAAAAGUGAUGCUGUUCUGUAAUGUCAAGCAACAAUCUAAAUUUAAAAUAGAAACUGACUAGCUGUUCCAGUAAGAAUAAUAAAUCUUUCUGUGGUUUUUUGACAUCUUUAUUUCAAAACGAAUUAUAUUUAUGAAGAUAGUCGAUACUGUGGUAGUUAUUAAAUAAUUUAAAAUUAAAGAUAACAGUUGUGAAUUCACAUUCAUCUCUUUAGAAAUAGAACAUUUUUUCUAUAAGCAUAGAGUUGUUCCAUAAUGUUUAGCAUUCUGACCAAACUAUACUCCCUGGUUAUUUCUCGGUGAAAAUGUUUCCCAUUUUGUUUGGGGCUUCUAUCCAGAGAUGAUGGCGUCAGCCAAAGAAGCUGCAGAAGUUAUCCUUGUAGCAAAUGGUGGAAGUCACAUUUAUAAACUAUUUCAAAAUGGAAAUUUAAUUUUUGAUGCUCAGGCUCCUAUGUUAGGUGAUUGUGUCUUCCAUCAUUUAUCUAUAAAAGAGAUAGAAGUAAUUCAACCAGUAGAGAUUGUAUUUAAACUUUAGAGAUACCUUCAUAAUAACUUCUCACUGUCGACGUUCAGAAACUAGGGCCCAUACUGUUAACUUAUGAAAAGCUUUUUAUUUUUAGAGGUAGGUGAGUAUUUUGUAUUGAACAUCAGGGGUUUUUUACAAAUGUCUUGUGUAUAUUGCCUGUCUUAGUUCACUUGAAUUGUUUAUUAUGUCACCUUUUGUGGGAAUAUUAAAAAAAUUUUAACACCUUCCAUAUUGAGUUUUCUCUUCUGAAAUAUAAAUCUGGAAUUCAUCACUGGAAUUAGUUCACUAUAUUACCCAAUUAUAAAGAUCAAAGUAGUAAAGGCUUUCUGAAAAGAACAAAUUCUGUAGCUGCUCUAUGUCUGUCCUGUGAAAAGGCACAAAAUUGUAAAGGGAAUAUAUGCACUUAAACUGUAACAAUAAACCCUCGGGAAUUUUAUGCACUGUUUGGAUUUAUGCUGCUUCUAAAUAAAAGCUGUAUUAGUUGUCUUUUAAGAUUGUAUUAAUACUGUUGUGGUUUUUAGAAUUGAGAGAGAUACAAUUUUUGUUAAGUACUUUUUUUUCAAUUAAAUGCCUUAUUUUUAGA
Empidonax traillii (willow flycatcher) is the source of this 2832-nucleotide messenger RNA. RefSeq names its product transmembrane protein 19 (gene FAABTP). Gene Ontology annotation, cellular component: membrane. The transcript is spliced from 6 exons. The coding region runs from base 10 to 1194 and encodes 394 amino acids. The record is from RefSeq and is a predicted model, not a curated record. NCBI's taxonomy places the organism in Eukaryota, Metazoa, Chordata, Aves, Passeriformes, Tyrannidae.